AUGAAGAUUACCUCCCUGCUGAUACUUAACGCCAGACUCAGGUGCACCGUCAGGCUUCUUGUGCUGCUACUGCACUGUGUGGGAUAUUCUCAUGGGAUGCCACACGUCUUGAGAUUUGGGGGGAUAUUUGAGUCCAUUGAAAGCAGUCCGUCAGGAGCUGAGGAACUAGCCUUUAAAUUUGCUUUAAACACAAUCAACAGGAACAGAACCCUUCUGCCAAACACCACGCUCACCUACGACAUCCAAAGGAUUAACAUAUAUGACAGCUUUGAAGCCUCCAGGAAAGCCUGUGACCAGCUCUCUCUGGGGGUGGCAGCCAUCUUUGGUCCCUCUCACAGUUCCUCGGCCAAUGCGGUCCAGUCCAUUUGCAAUGCCCUGGGGGUGCCACACAUCCAGACCAAGUGGAAGCACCAAGUAUCGGACAACAGAGACAUCUUCUACGUUAGCCUCUUUCCAGACUUCUCUUCCCUCAGUCGGGCCAUCCUGGAUCUGGUCCACUUCUACAAGUGGAAGACGGUCACGGUGGUUUACGAUGACAGCACUGGUCUGAUUCGGUUGCAAGAACUUAUAAAAGCGCCAUCCCGCUACAACAUCCGGUUAAAGAUCCGGCAGCUGCCUGCAGACGCCAAGGAUGCUAAACCCCUGUUAAAAGAGAUGAAGAGGGGGAAAGAGUUCCACAUCAUCUUUGACUGUGGCCACAGAAUGGCUGCUGGGAUCCUGAAGCAGGCUCUGGCCAUGGGGAUGAUGACAGAGUAUUAUCACUAUAUCUUCACCACACUGGAUCUGUUUGCACUUGAUGUAGAGCCUUACCGAUACAGUGGUGUGAACAUGACUGGCUUCAAGAUCCUCAACACUGAGAACAGCCAAGUGGCCUCGAUCAUCGAGAAAUGGUCCAUGGAGCGACUGCAGGCUCCACCCAAACCUGACUCUGGUCUACUGGACGGCUUCAUGACCACGGACGCCGCUCUGAUGUACGAUGCCGUGCACGUGGUGGCCGUGGCUGUGCAGCAGUCUCAGCAGAUCACCGUCAGCUCAUUACAAUGCAACCGACAUAAGCCAUGGCGCUUCGGGAACCGCUUCAUGGCCCUCAUCAAAGAGGCCCAUUGGGAUGGCCUGACCGGGAGAAUCACUUUUAACCGGACCAAUGGCUUGAGGACAGACUUUGACCUUGAUGUCAUCAGUCUGAAGGAGGAUGGACUUGAGCAGGUUGGCACCUGGGACUCCCCAAGUGGCCUCAACAUGACGGACAACCAGAGGGGGAAGUCGACAAACGUCUCUGAUUCUUUAGCCAACCGAUCCUUGGUCGUCUCCACCAUACUGGAGGAGCCGUAUGUGAUGUUCAAGAAGUCUGACAAACCGCUGUAUGGGAACGACCGCUUCGAGGGCUACUGCAUAGACCUGCUGAGAGAGCUGGCCAACAUCCUGGGCUUCACUUACGAGAUCCGCCUGGUGGAAGAUGGGCGGUACGGUGCCCAGGAUGAGAACACAGGCCAGUGGAAUGGAAUGGUCAAGGAGCUCAUGGACCACAGAGCUGAUCUGGCAGUGGCCCCCCUCGCCAUCACAUACGUACGCGAGAAGAUUAUCGACUUUUCCAAGCCCUUCAUGACGCUGGGUAUAAGUAUACUGUACCGCAAGCCCAACGGGACCAACCCUGGGGUCUUCUCCUUCCUCAACCCCCUCUCGCCUGAUAUCUGGAUGUAUAUUCUGCUGGCUUACUUGGGUGUCAGUUGUGUGCUGUUUGUCAUAGCCAGGUUUAGUCCCUACGAGUGGUAUAACCCCCACCCUUGCAACCCUGACUCGGAUGUAGUGGAAAACAAUUUCACCCUGCUAAAUAGUUUCUGGUUUGGAGUUGGAGCUCUCAUGCAGCAAGGAUCUGAGCUCAUGCCGAAAGCCCUCUCCACCAGAAUUGUAGGAGGAAUCUGGUGGUUUUUCACGCUCAUCAUCAUCUCCUCCUACACGGCAAACUUAGCAGCCUUCCUCACCGUGGAGAGGAUGGAGUCGCCCAUCGACUCUGCUGACGACCUUGCCAAGCAGACGAAGAUAGAAUACGGGGUAAUAGAGGAUGGCUCCACAAUGACCUUCUUCAAGAAAACCAAGAUCUCCACGUAUGAUAAGAUGUGGGAGUUCAUGAGCAGUCGGAGGCACUCGGUGAUGGUGAAGAACAUUGACGAGGGCAUCCACCGGGUGCUCACCUCAGACUACGCAUUCCUCAUGGAGUCCACCACCAUUGAGUUUGUCACCCAGCGCAACUGCAACCUCACCCAGAUUGGAGGCCUCAUUGACGCCAAAGCCUACGGGGUCGGCACCCCAAUGGGCUCUCCGUACCGAGACAAGAUCACUAUUGCCAUCCUGCAGCUUCAGGAGGAAGGAAAGCUGCACAUGAUGAAAGAGAGGUGGUGGAGAGGAAACGGCUGUCCAGAGGAGGAGAGUAAGGAGGCCAGUGCCCUCGGGGUGCAGAACAUCGGAGGGAUCUUCAUUGUCCUGGCCGCCGGACUCGUCCUCUCCGUGUUCGUGGCCGUGGGAGAGUUCCUCUACAAGUCCAGACAGAAUGCGCAACUUGAAAAGGCCCAAUGGCGACAACGAGAUAAGAAACAGGUCCUUUUGCAGUGCGAUAGUGGACGAGCUGCGGGUUUCCCUCAAGUGCCAGCGCCGCCUCAAACACAAGCCGCAGCCGCCUGUCAUGGUGAAAACGGAGGAGGUCAUCAACAUGCACACCUUCAACGACCGCAGACUGCCAGGGAAAGAGACCAUGGCGUAAAAUGGGAUUCGCAAUCACUUCAUCACCCUCUCUCCUGCAGCGAGGAGGUUCGCAGAGACACUGGGGAAAGGGGUGGGGGUAAAUGGUAA
Molecule: messenger RNA, 2847 nt
Organism: Pseudoliparis swirei
Lineage: Eukaryota; Metazoa; Chordata; Actinopteri; Perciformes; Liparidae
Gene: grik2
Product: glutamate receptor, ionotropic, kainate 2
Exons: 17
Coding region: 1-2847 (948 amino acids)
Biological process (GO): synaptic transmission, glutamatergic; monoatomic ion transport; modulation of chemical synaptic transmission
Cellular component (GO): kainate selective glutamate receptor complex; postsynaptic membrane; plasma membrane
Molecular function (GO): kainate selective glutamate receptor activity; transmitter-gated monoatomic ion channel activity involved in regulation of postsynaptic membrane potential
Source: RefSeq, a predicted model, not a curated record